CACCACCAUGUUGCGUAGCUGCGUUUGCUUCGGCCAGCGUGGCAAUCACAAACAGCGGCGUAGCUCAUCGUUUGAUACAUCAUCGUCAUGCCGUUCAUCGGAAAUUGAACGUGGUGGCAAGACGGCCACCACCUUCACAGCCAGUGGCAGUGGCGGCGAUAAUCAGCGCCAGAAUCAAGUUGCAAAUGGUCGUAUGGCCUCCAGUUUGUUGCAGUACUUUCAGACGAAAGGUUGGCUCCGGCAUUGGCGUAAACCGACAAGGGGUCUCAGCAUGACCAAAAUAGAAAUCACCAUGAAAGCCGCAUUACUUAUACAACGCUGGUAUCGACGUCACAAUGCCCGCAUGGAAAUCAAAAGACGUUACACUUGGUCGAUAUUCACCAAUUUGGAGUAUGCCGGUGAACAGGAUCAGGUGGAGCUUUACAAUUUCUUCAAUGCUUUAUUAACCCACAUUCCAAAUGCUGCUGCCGAAAAAAGUCGUUCAUAUGCUUCCUCCCGGGCUUCAUCAUUAGAUCAAUAUGAUUCCAAAUAUUCCGAUGAAUCGGAUUAUCACGAAGAAUACGAUAAUUCCGGUUAUCGUUAUAAGGGGCCACAAAUCAAUUUUCCGCUGACGAAAAAGGACAUUGAUAUCCUGAUUGAUUUGUUUCGCAAGAAGAAGUCAAAUCGCCUCCAUGCCCGUUAUGUGGGUGCCAUACUGAAGGAAGCCGCCAUAAAAUUGCGCACAUUGCCCAAUUUGAAUACGGCCUCGACAGCGAUUUCCAAACAGAUCACCAUUUGUGGUGAUCUCCAUGGCAAAUUGGAUGAUUUGCUGGUGGUGUUCUAUAAGAACGGCCUCCCUUCCUCCGAGAACCCCUAUGUCUUCAAUGGCGAUUUUGUGGAUCGAGGCAAAAAAGGCCUGGAGGUCUUUCUCCUACUGCUGGCCUGCUUCCUGGCCUUUCCCAAUGGGGUUUUCCUAAAUCGUGGCAAUCAUGAGGAUUCCGUGAUGAAUGCCCGCUAUGGUUUCAUACGUGAGGUUCAGGCGAAGUAUCGGCGCAAUUCCACCAAACUGCUGCGACUCAUUGACGAAGUGUAUCGCUGGUUGCCCUUGGGCACCGUAAUUAACAAUCGGGUAUUGGUGGUGCACGGUGGGAUAUCGGAUACAACCAAUUUGGAUUUAAUUAAAAGUCUGGAUCGGGGAAAGUAUGUUUCAAUCUUGCGACCACCAGUCGAACAGACAGGUGGCGAAGGUAUCGAUAAAGUUGAAUGGAAACAGCUCUUCGAUAUAAUGUGGAGUGAUCCGCAACACAAUGAUGGUUGCCUACCCAAUAGUCUGCGGGGUGCUGGUACCUAUUUCGGCCCGGAUGUUACCCGAAACUUCCUCGAGCAACACAAACUUGAGUUGCUGGUACGUUCGCAUGAAUGCAAAGUAGAUGGCUAUGAAUUUCUGCAUGACGACAAGGUGGUGACCAUAUUUUCCGCAUCGAACUACUAUGCCAUUGGUUCGAAUCGAGGUGCCUAUAUGAAGUUGAAUCCCCAUUUGGAACCUCACUUUGUACAGUAUAUAUCGGCGGCCUCGAAAACACGUCAAUUAACAUUCCGCCAAAGGGUUGGCAUUGUGGAGAGUUCUGCCAUCAGAGAGUUGGGGGCAAGGCUGAGGGCCAAACGUAAUGAAUUGGAAGAGGAGUUCCGGAAGAAUGAUCCCAAUAAUAGAGGCUACAUUUCCGUUUCCCAUUGGUGUGAUGCCAUGGAGAAGGCCACCAAUUUGGGUCUGCCCUGGCGUUUGCUAAGGCCACGCCUGGCCCCAUCGACGGAUGAGCGAUCCACAAAUGAAGUUAACUAUUUGACAACGUUAGAUUUACUAGAUACGGAUACUAUAAUUGAAGCUCAAGCACAAGAAACCAGCGUAGCGGAUUCCCUAUAUAAAAACGUCAGUAGCUUGGAGGCAAUAUUCCACAUUUUGGAUUCGGAUCAAUCGGGUUACAUAUCCCUAAGUGAAUUCAGUGAUGCCUGUGAUUUAUUGGAACAACAUUUACCUGGCACAAAUACCCGUGAACAAUUGUUGGACAUGUGCCGAAUGAUGGAUUUGAACAAAGACGGGCUGGUUGAUCUCAAUGAAUUCUUGGAAGCAUUCCGUCUGUGUGAACAGGCGAAGAAUGACCAUGUAGCAGGUCGAACACGUAAAGAUAGGUCACCCAAUGCGACGGCGGAGCUGAGUGGUGGCGAUGAUGGUGGUGAAAAACAAAAAACGGAUAGAAGACUCAGUGCCACUGUGGCUGAAGCUGAGGCAGAGUUGAAAAAACUAUUACCGCCAACGGCCGAAGAGGAUGAUAUCGAUCCCAAGGAUUGUGAGGCAAACACAUUGAAACGUAAUAAGUAA
Messenger RNA from Musca vetustissima, 2356 nucleotides. It is a transcript of the gene rdgC, whose product is annotated as serine/threonine-protein phosphatase rdgC. Gene Ontology annotation, cellular component: cytosol; nucleus. The record is from RefSeq and is a predicted model, not a curated record. The coding region runs from base 8 to 2356 and encodes 782 amino acids. Lineage: Eukaryota; Metazoa; Arthropoda; Insecta; Diptera; Muscidae. Gene Ontology annotation, molecular function: calcium ion binding; protein binding; protein serine/threonine phosphatase activity. The transcript has 13 exons.